AUGGAUACUGCACAACAAGUGGUGAUAUAUCAGUCGUCCUCAGGCAUAGGAGGGAAGGCAUAUGGCGAUUGGGCGAUUGGUGAAGUUCUUGCAUCACAAGGGUUCGAUCAUUUUGCCGAAGAGUGGAUCGACGGAACCCGAGGUUAUGGAGCUAUCGACUAUUCAGUGCUUACUGAAGAAGUGCUUGUUUUAGUACAAAAAGUCAAGAAAUAUGACUUUGAAAAAGGAACUACACAAACAUCGUACACAUGCAUAGCGCUGUAG
Messenger RNA from Ambispora gerdemannii, 264 nucleotides. The record is from the annotation of a GenBank genome assembly. Lineage: Eukaryota; Fungi; Glomeromycota; Glomeromycetes; Archaeosporales; Ambisporaceae.